AUGUGUAAUUAUUGUUGUAGAUCCAUAGAACUGUGGCUAAAAACGGGCCGUCGUCACAGCGAAGUGCUCGAUGAACAGAAACUGAGCGAGGGACAGUUGCGUCGCCCCGGUGCUACGGUAAUCCUGUGGUUGAAGUGUGACCAGGCGAUCCAUGACGAACGCCUCAACAACCGUGUAGACUCGAUGUUGCGAGAAGGACUUAUAGAAGAACUUUUGAACUUUCACGACAGUCAUAACAAACAGAGGAUUAAAGACGGCAAGCCACCAGACUACACCAAAGGCGUGUUCCAAACGUUAGGGUUUAAAGAAUUCCACGAGUACCUAAUGCUACCAGAAGAGAAGAGAGACAGCGAUGAGGGCAGAAAGUUACUGCAACAGAGUAUAGAAAACAUGAAAAUGGCAACAAGAAGAUAUGCUAGGAGACAGAAUAAAAUGGUCAAAGGACGGUUUCUGGACAUUCCUACCAGAGAGGUACCACCAAUUUACGAAUUGAAUACAACAGAUCUAUCUAAAUGGGAUAAUGAAGUAAAGGACAAAGCAAUAGCAAUCAUUGAAAGUUAUAUAAAUAAUGUUCCUUGUAGCUAUGAACCAUUAAAAAGAAAUAUAGAUGAGGAAAAAACAAAAAUUGACAGACAUUCUUGCAAUUAUUGUGAAGUGUGCGAAAGGCUUAUUAUCGGCGAUAAGGAAUUCUCAAUACAUAUGAACUCACAUAAGCACAAGAGAGUUUUAAAAAAGAAAAAUAAAUUAUUAGCACAAGAAGAAAAAAAAGAAAAGCAAGAAAAUAAUAAAGAGCAAAUCUAA
Molecule: messenger RNA, 801 nt
Organism: Parnassius mnemosyne (clouded apollo)
Lineage: Eukaryota; Metazoa; Arthropoda; Insecta; Lepidoptera; Papilionidae
Source: the annotation of a GenBank genome assembly